Oxyura jamaicensis (ruddy duck) is the source of this 3036-nucleotide messenger RNA. RefSeq names its product alpha fetoprotein (gene AFP). Gene Ontology annotation, biological process: transport. The record is from RefSeq and is a predicted model, not a curated record. The coding region runs from base 579 to 2387 and encodes 602 amino acids. Lineage: Eukaryota; Metazoa; Chordata; Aves; Anseriformes; Anatidae. The transcript is spliced from 16 exons. Gene Ontology annotation, cellular component: cytoplasm; blood microparticle.
AUGGAAGAACGGCUGUGAAAUGUGAAUUUAUGCUGCAAAGAGGGCUACAGAGUCUGAAGCUAACAAAUAUAUCCAAUUUAUGAAGGUGUUAAUUUGUCUACCUGCUAACAGGCUUUGUUCCUUCUUGUUUCACUUUAAAGUGCACCAGAAAAAUUUACCAGAAUUAAAAGAAACUGAAGACAGGGGAAGCUUCUUUCUGUGUAGACAUGCUAAGAGUGCUAUAGUACUAACACCCACACAAAGAAGUGCUCCUGGGACAUGUCAAUUUAUUCCAAACAUUGGGACCAAACAAAGCACCCAGUGCACUUUCCACCAACAUGCCACUCUGACAUAACACACUGCAAAUGUGUCCAAACAAGCCAGAGACAAAGGGCAUAGAGCUCUGUCAGUAAAGUGGCAAGGAAAGUUGUUUCAUUCCCAGCCAAGUGACUCAGAGGAACCAAAGGACAGAGGACAUCUUUGCCAGCUUACGGCAGCAGUCAACAGUGUGUUACAAAGGCAUCUUCUGCACAGCAAUCACCUUUGAACAAAUCUAGAUAAACCAAACCCAUCUCAGGCUUCUGCCAAAGGCUGACAUUAUGAAUUGGAGAACAGUAAUUUACAUCAUUUUAUUAGUAAGCUUUACUGUAGUCAAAGCCCUGCCUAGAAGUUAUCGGGACAUAGAGGAAAAAACCAGCAUUGGCCAGCGUUUUUCUCAGCUGCAGGAGAAUAAUUUUAAAGCCAUUGCCAUGAUCAUGUUUGCUCAGUAUGUGCAAGGAAGCACAUUUACCAAAGCGGUUAAAAUGGCUGAAGCUGUAACGGAUCUUGCCAAAAGGUGCGUUGCUGCAGAUGGAGACAACCCAGAUUGUCUGAAGCCUUUGGACAAGAUUUUCCUCGAUACGAUAUGCCAGGAGGAAAAUCUUCCCAGGUUUACUGACUGCUGUGCUAAAAAGGACCCUGAAAGAAAUGAUUGUUUCCUCUCCCUUAAAAAUUCAUCAAGAACAUUCAUUUCUCCUUUUGAAAGGCCAAAUGCUGAAGCUGCCUGCAAAAAUUAUUCACAGAAUCAACAUUCGUUAACAGGAUAUUUCAUCUAUGAGGUUUCCAGAAGGCAUCCUUUCCUCUAUGCCCCAACAAUCCUUUCUGUUGCUAUCCAUUAUGAUGAGAUGAUGAAGGACUGCUGUGGAAGUGCUGAAAACCCCACUCAUAACCUGGAGGAAUGCUUUCAGAGACAGGCACCAAAGGUAGUGAAGCCAGUCAGAGAAGACGGCCUGAGGCAGGAACACACAUGUGGAAUUCUGAAGAAGUUUGGAGAAAGGACCAUAAAGGCUCUGAAACUUGCUCAGAUAAGCCAGAAAUUUCCUAAAGCUGAUUUUGUUACUGUUAGCAAACUUGUGAUGGAUAUUGCUAACAUGCACAAGGACUGCUGUCGUGGAGAUAUGCUGGAGUGCAUGCAUGAUAGGGAAGAGAUUCUACACUAUGUCUGCACCAACCAAGACAUCAUAUCAAGUAAAAUUAAGAAGUGCUGUGAAAAGCCACUGUUACAAAGAAGUGAAUGCAUAAUUAAUGCAGAAAAUGAUGACAAACCUGCAGACUUGUCCCCCCAUGUCAGGGAGUUUAUAGAAGAGAAAGGAGUAUGUGAACGCUUUGCUCAGGAAAAAGAUACCCACUUAGCCAGGUUUCUCUAUGAAUAUUCCAGAAGACACCCUGAAUUUUCUGCUCAAAUGCUUUUAAGAAUUGGUAAAGGAUAUGAGGACCUACUGGAUGAGUGCUGCAAAACUGGUUCUCCACAAGACUGCUGCAGCAGAGGGGAAGAAGAACUGAAGAAACACAUUUAUGAAACAGAAAGUGUGAUGAAAACAAGCUGUGACAUUUACAAGGAAAAAGGAGACUACUAUUUCCAAAACGAGCUUCUCAUGAGCUUCACCAAGAAGAUGCCUCAGUUAACAUCUGCAGAGCUAAUAAAAUUCACCAAACAAAUGACUACAAUCGGCUCCAAAUGCUGCCAGUUAAGCCAGGACAAGCUGUUGCCUUGUGCUGAAGAAAAUCUGGAUCUUGUGCUUGGAGAAAUAUGUAGAAGACACCUAACCAACCCAAUAAACCCCGGCGUUUGCCACUGCUGUAGUAGCUCCUACGCUCUUAGGAGGCCAUGCAUGGGAAAACUAGAAAUUGAUGAGAAUUAUGUGCCCUUAUCAUUGACUCCUGGUCUGUUCACUUUCCACGAAGACUUGUGUACGACGGAAGAGGAAAAGUUACAGCACAAGAAGCAGGAAAUGCUCAUCAACCUUAUCAAAUACAAGCCCCAGAUCACACAGGAACAGCUGACCUCUGUCACUGCGGCUUUUACUGCCAUGAGGGAACAGUGCUGCAAAGAAGAAAACCACGAAGCAUGUUUUGUGAAAGAGGAUUGAUUCCAAAAAUGGAAGAUGAAAUUGAAUAUACUGAGCAACCUAUCAAGAAGAUGACAAGAAAUGCACGUUAGUGAGUAUGCUAUUGAGGAAAAAUAUUGUGAACUGUUAGAAUGGUGAUAUACGUACAUCGCCGCUGACCUCUUCCACAUCCCUGUCCAUGAGAAAAAACUUGGCAAUCUUCUCCGAGGGCCCCUGCAGAAGUCUGUGCACUAAGGGAACGUCUCCACUCCUCAGCUGCUUCUUCUCUGGGAUUUAAAGGUAAUGCGAUGAUGUACAGAACAUGCAACAAUGCUUCUAAAUACCUUAUGCAAUCAUAAGUUUUCUUUCUUGGCAAAGAUCCUAUCUUUGUCUGCUGUGCAAUUACUACAGAUUCAGCAAGUCUAACGUUUUCAAGAGGAUGUGGUAACUAAAUUUAAACUAUGCAUUUUGAAAGAUGUUGGCACAUACAACACUAAGGAGUUGCAACUUAUGUAGCCAAGUACACGUCUAAGAGACUGGCUCCAGGCCAGAGAGCUUGUCAAUGACUCGCGAAUAAAAUCUACUUCAUAAUUUUCAAAUAUCCUUUCAAAUUUCUAUUUUGACAUUUAAGGCACAUGCCCCUCAGUUGUCUCUCCCAUUCUUCCAGGUAUUGCUUUUAAGAAAAAAUAAA